CAAUCACCAACCGUUCGUUUCUCUAGUAUUUAUACAUUGCUCGUGACUUUCCUGUGAAGAGCAUAAGACGACAAAAGUAAUAACCAGAAAGAAAAAGAAAAAAAUAAGAUUUCUCCUACAAUUUUCCUAAAUUCUUGGAUUUGAUUUUUCCGAUCUGUAUAAUGAUGAUGAGUCGCGGUGGAGCCAAGGCGGCGAAGUCACUGUUAGCGGCUGCUGGACCACGUUUUUUCUCGACCACCACUACGGUUUCGUCUCACGAGGCGUUAUCAGCAAGCCGUCUUUUGAAGCCUGAGGUUACUUCGGCUUGGAUCUGGAGGACUAGAGCUCCGACGAUUAAUGGAGGUAUGAGAUUCGCCAGCACGAUUACUCUGGGAGAGAAACCGAAGGAGGAGGAGGCGAAUCAGAAGAAAACAGAGAACGAUUCCACCGGUGGAGCCGCCGGAGGUGGUGGUAACAAGGGAGAGAAAGGUAUCGCGAGCUAUUGGGGUGUUGAACCUAAUAAGAUCACUAAAGAAGAUGGUUCUGAUUGGAAAUGGAACUGUUUCAGGCCAUGGGAGACGUAUCAGGCUGAUUUGACAAUAGAUCUGAAGAAGCAUCAUGUUCCGACGACGUUUCUUGAUAGAAUAGCUUAUUGGACUGUUAAAUCUCUUCGUUGGCCUACGGAUCUCUUCUUCCAGAGGCGAUAUGGAUGUCGAGCUAUGAUGCUUGAAACUGUAGCAGCAGUUCCUGGAAUGGUAGGAGGUAUGUUACUACACUGCAAAUCUCUCCGUCGUUUUGAGCAAAGUGGAGGAUGGAUCAAAGCUCUGCUUGAGGAAGCAGAGAACGAGAGAAUGCAUCUAAUGACAUUCAUGGAAGUAGCGAAACCCAAAUGGUACGAGAGAGCGCUUGUGAUCACUGUUCAAGGAGUCUUCUUUAACGCCUAUUUCCUCGGUUACCUCAUCUCUCCCAAGUUUGCUCACCGUAUGGUUGGGUACCUUGAAGAAGAAGCAAUCCACUCUUACACUGAGUUCCUCAAGGAACUCGACAAAGGCAAUAUUGAGAACGUUCCUGCUCCGGCUAUUGCCAUUGAUUACUGGAGACUCCCUGCUAAUGCAACACUCCGUGAUGUUGUGAUGGUUGUUCGUGCUGACGAGGCGCAUCACCGUGACGUCAACCAUUUUGCAUCCGACAUUCACUACCAAGGCCGUGAACUAAAGGAAGCUCCAGCUCCAAUUGGGUAUCAUUGAUUCGAUUGAAAGAUGAGCUUUUUUCUCAAGUUUAAAAACCUAUGUUCUUCUUUCUCUUGUAUAUACAUCACCCCUCCUACUAGAGCCAAAACUUGACAUCGGCUUACCUUGAAUGUUAUAUCUGCUACGAAUGUACUUUCACUUUUCCUACGUAUGGGCUUUUGGGCUUUUAUUUUUCUACUUUUUAAGGCCUGCUAUUUGUGUUUCUAUAUUGUUGUUAUACUUUUGUAGAAGUUGCUACUAAUUCAUUCAUAACUAAAAGCUUCAACUUUUA
This is a messenger RNA of Capsella rubella, 1500 nucleotides long. Its product is annotated as ubiquinol oxidase 1a, mitochondrial. Gene Ontology annotation, biological process: alternative respiration. NCBI's taxonomy places the organism in Eukaryota, Viridiplantae, Streptophyta, Magnoliopsida, Brassicales, Brassicaceae. The coding region runs from base 162 to 1226 and encodes 354 amino acids. The transcript has 4 exons. The record is from RefSeq and is a predicted model, not a curated record. Gene Ontology annotation, cellular component: mitochondrion. Gene Ontology annotation, molecular function: alternative oxidase activity.